Neltuma alba is the source of this 1749-nucleotide messenger RNA. RefSeq names its product solute carrier family 35 member F1-like. The transcript is spliced from 11 exons. Gene Ontology annotation, cellular component: membrane. Lineage: Eukaryota; Viridiplantae; Streptophyta; Magnoliopsida; Fabales; Fabaceae. Gene Ontology annotation, biological process: transmembrane transport. Gene Ontology annotation, molecular function: transmembrane transporter activity. The record is from RefSeq and is a predicted model, not a curated record. Bases 370 to 1386 code for a protein of 338 amino acids.
AGCUCCUAAAUGAUUAGAAUCGUUUUCUUUCUAAUAUUAAAGUAUAAGGGACUGGGUACUUUUGCCGGUACUCCAUAAUCUGAGCACUACUUCUGUAGAAAUUGGGAACUCAGAACAGCCGUUGGUUCCAAUAUGCGCUUUCGGAUGAUACGUCUUUUCAGCCACUUUCGCUAAAGAAACAUUCCGAAGAAGCCUUUUCAAUCUGGGCCACCAUAAGAGGCUCGGUGGGUAGUUGAUUGCUGAGCUAUUUAUACGCUUCAUUGAGUGAUCAGCAGCCUGGUCUUUGCUUGUGGGUAUCUACAAUUUUCAAACUUGGAUUGUUUCUCGUAGUAGUUUCUUUCUGGUUGCGGCAUACAAGAAUAUCAGAAGAUGAUAAAUUUUAAGCAGUUAUGGACCAGAAAAACAUUGAUAGGCCUGGGGUUGGGACAGUUUCUAUCUCUACUGAUCACUGCCACAGGCUUCGCAUCUUCCGAGCUGGCCAAAAAAGGCAUUGAUGCACCAACUUCACAGUCUUUCCUGAACUAUGUGUUAUUGGCGAUUGUUUAUGGGAGUACUGCACUUUACCGAAGGCAACCACUCAAGGCAAAAUGGUACUAUUAUGUACUUUUAGCGUUGGUUGAUGUUGAGGGAAAUUUUCUUGUUGUAAAGGCAUACCAAUACACAUCAUUAACAAGUGUGAUGCUGCUUGACUGCUGGUCCAUUCCAUCUGUCAUGCUGCUGACAUGGCUUUUCUUGAAGACAAAAUAUAGAUUUAAAAAGAUUACUGGGGUAAUUGUUUGUGUUGCUGGUCUUGUGCUGGUAGUGUUUUCAGAUGUUCAUGCAGGCGAUCGUGCUGGUGGAAGCAAUCCUCGCAAAGGGGAUAUUCUUGUCAUUGCCGGUGCUACCUUGUAUGCUAUCAGUAAUGUCAGUGAGGAGUUUCUAGUGAAAAAUGCCGAUAGAGUUGAGCUCAUGGCAAUGUUGGGUACCUUUGGUGGCAUUAUCAGCGCAAUUCAAAUAAGCGUACUUGAGCGCAGUGAGCUGAAAUCUAUUCAUUGGUCAGCCGGAGCAGCACUUCCCUUUGUCGGGUUCGCAUUGGCGAUGUUUCUGUUCUACUCAUUAGUCCCUGUCCUGCUUAAGAUCAAUGGGUCUACCAUGCUAAAUCUGUCUCUGCUGACUUCAGACAUGUGGUCUGUCUUAAUUCGCAUUUUUGCAUACCAUGAAAAGGUUGAUUGGAUGUAUUUUGUGGCUUUUGGUGCUGUUACAAUUGGGCUUAUUAUCUACUCCGGGGGUGACAAGGAUGAGCAUCAAGAUCCAGCUAUUGUUGAUGAAGAUGCAGAGCGAAGUAAACAGGAUGAAGAAGCCAAUGCAGGAAGUCAUAGUAAAGGGACUGUGGCUGAAAGCUCAUAAAGUUAGGGAGCUUAAGAAAGUGUAGAUAGAGAUAUGCAUAAGGAGAGAAACAAUGAGGAAAUAGUCCCUCAUAAUGAAAGAAAGUUCGAAAUUUAACCCACAUUAGCAGAGCAAGCAAAACUGCUAGCCACGCUUCACAGAUGAAGUCCUUUUUAUUUAGAUCUCUGUUUUGUCCAGUUUCACCUCAUUUCAAGGAUGGAAUUUUGAGUGAAAAAACUAUUUUGGAAAUGAGUCAAUUAUUUGUCCACAGAUUGCUACUUAUCUUGCAGCAUUGUUUCCUAUUUCUGCACUGACCAUUGGUAUAUAAGUGUUGAUUUCAAGGAGCUUAAGAAUAUAAUGCUUCUUUAACAUUGUUUUUUCAAA